Messenger RNA from Cryphonectria parasitica EP155, 1277 nucleotides. RefSeq names its product cytochrome c and c1 heme-lyase. Bases 51 to 1061 code for a protein of 336 amino acids. Gene Ontology annotation, molecular function: holocytochrome-c synthase activity. The record is from RefSeq and is a predicted model, not a curated record. The transcript is spliced from 2 exons. Gene Ontology annotation, cellular component: mitochondrion. NCBI's taxonomy places the organism in Eukaryota, Fungi, Ascomycota, Sordariomycetes, Diaporthales, Cryphonectriaceae. Gene Ontology annotation, biological process: cytochrome c-heme linkage.
CCAAACCAAACACACCCGGACAAUCAAUUUAUGAUAAUGGCACCUUCAACAUGUUGCAGCAAGAUCUACUAGAUACGCUCUUUCUAAAUAGGAAGGCCCUGGCGGACGUUGGAGGAACGGCUACUGAGACGGGCCAGAACCAGACCGCGAAUUCGACGACUACGACGACAACGAGCACCACCGCCACCCCACAGGCCAUGAUGAAGGACGCAGCAGGCGCUGGGGUCGCAGAAGGUGCUGAAAAGUGCCCUGUUGACCACACAAGCAGAGAAGCAUGGUUGGCACAGGCAAAAGCAGCCCGAGAGGCACAAGCCCCAUCCUCACAACAACACCAGGGCCAACCCUCACCCACACCACCGGAGCAAGCCUCUGCCUCCUCAUCAGGCUGGGGCUGGCGGAUCCCCUUCUUCAGCUCCCCUUCCUCCUCCUCCUCCUCCUCAGCAGACUCGAACGCCGCACGGCAACAGACGUUACCACAAAACCACCCUCCUCGUCACGACACAGGCCUCGGCACCGACCGUGUCAUCUCCACGAUUCCUCGCUCCACCUCGUCCGGUGCGACCACAUCCGCCUGUCCUGUGAACAACGAGACGGAAACUGGCGCCGACCCCAAGACGGGCAACUGGGUCUAUCCCUCUGAGAAGAUGUUCUUCGACGCUAUGAAGCGCAAGGGCCACGAUACCCGCGCCGCAGACAUGAAGGCCGUCGUCCCUAUUCAUAAUGCUGUCAAUGAGAGGGCUUGGGUCGAGAUCAAGGAGUGGGAGAAGCCCUACGAGGCUGCCAGCUGCCCCGGUGGCCCGAGGCUUUAUUCCUUCACGGGCCUGUCCAGCAAGAUGUCACCGAAGGCCAGGCUCAACACCCUCCUAGGCUAUACCGCUCCCUUCGACAGGCACGACUGGAUUAUCGACCGCUGCGGCACCAAGGUCGAGUACGUAAUUGACUUCUACGCCGGCAAGAAUGACAAGGCCGGCAGGCCUAGCUUCUACCUCGAUGUCAGGCCCAAACUCAACAGCUGGGAGGCCGUCAAGAUGAGAGCGACAAGGGCCCUCGGCCUGGCAUGAAGAAGAUGUCGGCAUGAGACACUGAGGUGAGGAAGAGCGCUGAAUAAGAGACGGACAGACUAUGACAAAAGGAAUUGGACUACGAGAAGGUAGGAGUUUGCGCAUAAGCUGAGAUGGGGUGUGAGCAUUCAAUGUUCGAUUUCUCAAGAUUGAAUACUGCAGGUCGCCGGAAAGAAUGAGAGACAGAAAGACAAAAGAAAGAAAGGAGAGGGGGGG